Melanotaenia boesemani (Boeseman's rainbowfish) is the source of this 4421-nucleotide messenger RNA. Its product is annotated as protein MTSS 1-like. Gene Ontology annotation, molecular function: phospholipid binding; actin binding. The coding region runs from base 354 to 2636 and encodes 760 amino acids. NCBI's taxonomy places the organism in Eukaryota, Metazoa, Chordata, Actinopteri, Atheriniformes, Melanotaeniidae. Gene Ontology annotation, cellular component: cytoplasmic side of plasma membrane; actin cytoskeleton. The transcript has 15 exons. Gene Ontology annotation, biological process: adherens junction maintenance; positive regulation of actin filament bundle assembly; plasma membrane organization. The record is from RefSeq and is a predicted model, not a curated record.
CGUACCGGGUCCCCUUCAGUGGUGCCAGAGGCGCAGCUCGGUGUGGAAAGUUGAGCCUCUCCGGCAGCGUCGUGCAGAUAUUUGCUGUCACUCUCCUUUCCGCUCCAACAUGCCUCUCCUUGUGCAGACAUGGGAUUUAGCGGCUCUGAGUGGAAACUAACCGGCUCUGUUGCGCCUUCCGUCCGCGUUUUGCUCUCCAACAGCCGGGGGAACCCUGCAGCGCAAAUCUGAGCCCUCUCAUCAACAGCCAAACACUACUUCUCUGCAAUUUGUUUGUUUCCUUCCGAUUUUCAUUUAUGGACUACAAAAGCUUCGAGUGAGAGCGUUUGCAAUUUCCGUUCGCACAGCUGAAGAUGGAGACGGUGAUGGAGAGGGAGUGCAGCGCACUGGGGGGGCUUUUCCAGACUGUCAUUGGAGACAUGAAGGGCAGUUACCCCGUCUGGGACGACUUCAUCAAUAAAGCCAGCAAACUACAGUCACAACUUAGGACAACGGUUGUCGCGGUAGCAGCCUUCCUGGACGCCUUUCAGAAGGUGGCUGAUCUGGCAACCAACAGCCGAGGUGGAACCAGGGACAUCGGUUCAGCCCUCACCAGGAUGUGCAUGAGACAUCGCAGUAUUGAAGCCAAACUCCGUCAGUUUUCCAUGGUGUUUCUGGACUGUCUGAUCAACCCUCUACAGGAGCAGAUGGAGGAGUGGAAGAGAGUGGCCAACACUCUGGACAAAGACCAUGCCAAAGAGUAUAAGAAAGCCCGUCAGGAGAUCAAAAAGAGAUCAUCAGAUACUCUGAAGCUGCAGAAAAAAGCCAAGAAAGCUGAUGUUUUUGGCCGUGGAGAUCUGCAGCCUCAGCUGGACAGCGCCAUGCAGGACGUCAGCGAUAAGUACCUGCUGCUGGAGGAGACGGAGAAGCAGGCGGUGAGGAAGGCGCUGGUGGAGGAGAGGAGUCGUUUCUGCUGCUUCGUGUCCAUGCUGCGGCCUGUUGUGGACGAGGAGAUGUCCAUGCUGGGAGAGAUAACUCACCUACAGACUCUGACAGAUGACUUGAAGGCUCUGACCAUGGACCCACACAAGCUGCCCGCCUCCAGCGAGCAGGUUAUUGUAGACCUGAAGGGCUCAGAGUGCACCUGGUCAUACCAGACUCCGCCCUCGUCACCCAGCACUACAGUAUCCAGGAAGUCCAGCAUGUGCAGCAGUCUGAACAGUGUGAACAGCAGCGACUCUCGCUCCAGCGGAUCACACUGCCACUCCCCCUCCCAUUUCCGUUACCGGGCCUCCUCCUCGUCCUCUUCAGUGCUGCCCCAGCAGACACCUGCUCGCCUUUCGUCAGUCUCCUCCCAUGAUUCUGGCUUCAUUUCACAGGACGCCUUCCAGUCCAAAUCCCCCUCACCAAUGCCCCCGGAAAACUUGCAGUUGUCAAACGGCUUUGACCAUCACGGUGCCCUCUUUCUGCACGGAGUAGUGCUUCAAGCCCAGGACACCCACCUCCACCCUUCAUACUUCACCUACUCAUCUUCCUCCACCGCCACCUCUCCCAUCUCCUCGCCCUCCUAUUCGUCCGUUUCCCCCACAUGGCCGUGGUCUCGGUCAGACUUUGGCCAAUCAGGAGAGUUCCCGCUUCUCAGCCCUUCGGGGCUCGGAAUGAUCCCAUCAUCCAGAGUCCCAUCCUGGAAGGACUGGGCUAAACCCGGCCCGUAUGACCAGCCCAUAAUCAACACACUGAGGAGGAGCAAGGACAAGAAAGAGAUUACCGAUCCCAGCAGCCACCAGGGCACUGGUGGCACCACACCAGAGGAGGACCUACAGGGGGUCAAAGGACACACCUCUAUGAUAUCUCCUAAGGUGGACAAGGAAACCCAUGAGGAGCUGGCCAGAGCACUGGCCAGAGGUCUCAAGCUGGACAUCCAUGGCUCCUGCAGGGACUCGCUGCAGGGCUCCAGCGGCUACAGCAGCCAGACUAACACACCCUGCUGCUCAGAGGAUACCAUCUCCUCACAAGUGUCAGACUGCGACUACUACUCCGUGGGUGCAGAUCAGGAGGGAGAGCACCAGCAGCAGGCAGACUUUGAUAAGUCCUCCACCAUCCAGAGGAACAGUGACAGUCAGUCCUAUCGCCGCAUGUUUCAGUCUAAACGUCCCACUUCCACUACUGGCCUGCCCUCUAACGCCAUCAUCACCCCGGGCGUUGCUACUAUUCGACGAACACCAUCCUCCAAACCAAAUUUAAGGCGACCCUCUGGGGGUCUCAGCUUAGGCCCCAUCCCCAUCAAACCCCCCAUGAUCCCAGUCAAGACCCCCACUGUGCCUGACUAUCCUGGCUUCCCCAGCAGAGCAGAUGAUGGUAACGUACUACGGACCCCUCUUAGCCCCUCAACAUCCCCUUUGUCUCCUGGCAGCAGUGGGCCUUUUUCCCCAAAGUCUGUCGCCUGGGAGACCCAGCAUCUAGAUGAAGGGUCCGAUCCUCCGACACCGCCUCCACAGCCGAGCGGUCGGAUGUCAGAAUGGGAGCGUCGACCUCUCCCUGAGCUUCUGGAGGAGACAGAAUAUAGCGAGGUAGAGGACUUUCUGGUGGCUAUUCGUCGAGGCGUCAAGCUCAAGAAGACGAUGACCAAUGACCGAUCAGCACCGAUCGUUCACUGAUACCACCAGGGUUGGUUUGACUUCACCCACUUCUUUUUUUGUCCCACUUCUUUUUUUGUCCCCAACUGAAUAUUUAGCUGAAAGGACACAAAAUGGUUACUGCUGAGAAAAGAAAUGUGGACAGGAGUUACGGCUUUGAAGAGUGCCAAAAUAGGUGGAAGUUGCCCAGAGACUAAUCCAGGAUCAGUUUGUGACCUUUUGAUUAUCAUUUAAUGAUAAAGCAUUUCAUUUAGGUGCAAAUAAAGUUGGCUUUGGAUGUUACAUAUCACAUGUACACAAUCUGGAAAUCUAAACUAAUAUAAAGGCAAAAGAAAAAAAUCCUGUAUGAGCUUACUACAGGGAGCACUGACCCAAGUUCAUUUCUUCUGGGAAACUUCCGUUUGUAAAAGAAAGGGAAAGAUAUUAUUGACUAAGUGGGCUCAGUGGGGGUGGAGGUCAGACUAGUAGAAACGAAGGCUUUAAUAGAAUUGACUAUAGAUUACAGUUAAGUGGAAGGAGUGAGUAAGAUCAAAUCAUUUUUUAUUUUUUGUUCAUGUUUGUAGAUUUGCCAUACACUCAAUUUACAUCCACAUAGUCUCCCAUUUUCACUUAAUGUGUCAUAAAUCAUGUGCAGGAUGUAACAUGUUAAUCCAACUACAAUUAUUUCUUCUUUUAAUGUAAUAAAUGUUUUUGAGAGAAAAUAUUUAUAUAUGUAGAGCAGCAUAUAGGAGAGAAUAAUCAUGUUUUUUUUGUUUUUUGUAUUCAGAAAAUAGAUAGAACUGCAUGUUUUUAGUUUUCCCCUGUAUAAACAAUCAUUUUAGUCUUUUAAAUGAAAUCCACAAGCAAAUAAAGCCUGCAAUACCCAGCUGGUGGUUGUUGAGCUGUACAAUCAUGUCAACGAUUCUGUAAACUGGAAAUUUAAAGAUAUUGUUAGGAUUUUUUUAAUAUAUAUAUAAAAUUUAGGUUUGAUUAUGGGAUUUUUUUAGCAUUAAUUUCUGUCAAGCACUUUGAAAAAACCCAAUUGUGACUAUUAAGUAUAAUUUUAGAGCAAAGUUUAAAAAGAAGCAACUGUGCAGUAUGUGUUAGCAUACAGUUUAAGCCCAUAGCACUAGAUGAGGCUGUUACUACAGUUACCGUGUUACUACCAUCUGUAGUAAAUGGAGUUGUGGAUUAGUGUGUCGGUGUGUUGUAGUCAAGCCUGUGUGCUGAUUUAGCUGACACUGAAGUAAACAGUUGUGAACUUUAUUUUAGUCAAGCUACCACUGAGUCAGUGCUUAGUUUUGGAACAGUCUGCUACAGUAACCAGAGUUUAAACACAAAAUGUAAGUUUGGAUCAAAGUAUCUGGUCCAUGUAAUAUAAUCUGGUUAUACGGAACAUAGUUGUAAAUUUUUUCUAAUGACAUUCAAUCAAAAUACACUCAACAAUAUUUAUUUUUAUCUGCAAUCUGUUUAGUUAAAAUCAGUAUUAAUAGCUGAAUGGUGCCCUGAGUAACUCACUUGCUGAAUGGACAUGCAAAUCACUCAGUUAAAUGAUAGAUUAUUCACUACAAUAUAAGAGUUCUUUGAGAAUUUAAAGAAUUGAAAGAUUUAGUCAAGGGCCAUUUGUUGGUCGCAACAUGUCAAGAGAACUGGAGAAUUAUAUUUAAAAAAUGACUGACAAGUCCAAGUUAAAAUAAGCUCCAAUAAUAAGCUCUAAUAACUUAUCCAAGUCACUCUCAAUCACAACUGGGAUUAAAAUACAGAAGCCACAAAAGUACAAUAACGUGCAGAGGAAAAGAAGUGUAAAGAAUCUGAUGUGGAGUUUAU